Molecule: messenger RNA, 567 nt
Organism: Tilletiaria anomala UBC 951
Lineage: Eukaryota; Fungi; Basidiomycota; Exobasidiomycetes; Georgefischeriales; Tilletiariaceae
Product: alternative oxidase
Exons: 3
Biological process (GO): alternative respiration
Cellular component (GO): mitochondrion
Molecular function (GO): alternative oxidase activity
Source: RefSeq, a predicted model, not a curated record
GAGACAAUCGCUGGCGUACCAGGUCUUGUAGCAGCCGCAUGCAGGCACCUACAGUCGCUGCGCGUCAUGCGCCGCGACAAAGGCUGGAUCCGAACGCUGCUUGAGGACGCAGAGAACGAGAGGAUGCACCUCCUCACCGCCAUGGAAUACGCCAAGCCGGGACGGUUGAUGCGCCUCGCUAUCCUCGGCGCGCAAGGCGUCUACUUCAAUGCAUUCUUCCUUUCUUAUCUUUUCUUCCCGCGCGUCAGCCAUAGACUCGUAGGUAUCCUCGAGGAGGAGGCCGUCUCGACAUAUUCGAACAUCAUCAGAGACGUCGAAGAGGGCCGCUUGCCAGAGUGGGAGGAUCUGCCAGCGCCAGCGAUCGCCAAAGAGUACUGGAAGAUGCCAGACUCUGCCAAGAUGCUCGAUGUGCUCUACGCCAUUCGCGCCGACGAGGCGACGCACCGCUUCAUCAACCACAGCCUCGGCUCUCUCGAUCAGCGCAACGACUAUAACCCCUUCGCCGUGCAGAUGCCGCCUGCCCAGUUGCGCGGCACAGUCUCCGGCCUAACGCCGUUGCAGGCGAAG